Molecule: messenger RNA, 3950 nt
Organism: Pleuronectes platessa (European plaice)
Lineage: Eukaryota; Metazoa; Chordata; Actinopteri; Pleuronectiformes; Pleuronectidae
Exons: 2
Coding region: 20-2647 (875 amino acids)
Biological process (GO): proteolysis
Molecular function (GO): aspartic-type endopeptidase activity
Source: RefSeq, a predicted model, not a curated record
UUUGCCCACAUCCCCUGAAAUGAGUGGUCGCUUUAUAUUCUCUCAAGGUGCCAGCGGUGCUACUGUGAAAGAAAAUUUCACAAAACCUCUCAAAUGCGCCACUCAGUUUGACAAACAUCCCAUAAGGUUUGAACAUGGUUUUCUGUUGUCUCCCUGUUGCCCAAUUAAUCUAUUAGGAAGAGAUUUGAUGAUUGUGUUAGGCCUCAACUUAGUAUCCUCCUCUGAUGGAGUGACGGUUACACACAAUUCUUCUUCACCUACAUUCACAAUGUCACAGACCACACAUGAGCAGCUGUUUGCAUAUCAGUGGCAACUUCCUAUAAAUGCCUCCACUGAUCUGCUCUCCACGUCACACUCUCUUGUCACUCCUUUUUCAGAUUUCAUGCACACUGAUUCAUUGCAUUGCACUUCACAUGUGACAGACACAGCAGAUCACGUUUAUGAAUCUCUGUUUUUGCCUUUUUCUGAUGAUUCUCUGAAAGUGUCCAAUGUUUUUUGGUCUGGUUCCAGAAGUGCAGCUUUCGUCUCACUCACUGACCAGCAGUUGGCACUGUUUCGCGUCUCGAAUUCAAGCCCUCACAUCCCGCUCUCCAAGUCUCAUGAUGACAAGUGGCAAGACUUAGGCCCAUUUGUCAGAUCAUGCCAGGCUGCCGUUGAUUGGCAACCCACAACCAGGCCUGACGUAAUGUAUUCCCCCAGUCUGAGUGCAUUUGAUCUAAAAAUGUCUCCAACCUUCUGUUCUCCAGCCACACGCUCAUUUGUUGUGACUGAAAAUCACCUUCAUUCUUAUGCAAUGUUGUCUAGCCCCUCUGACAUUUCUCCUUUACUUUCAGAUCUGCCUGAAACACUGUGGGCAAAGGACAAAUAUGAUGUGGGCCUCAUCAGAAACUGUGAUCCAGUCAAAAUCACUCCAAAAUCUGAUUACAGGCCAUGUAAACAACAACAUCCACUCAGACAAGAAGCAGUGGAGGGGAUACGUCCUGUUUUUGAAUCCUUUUUGCAGGCUGGAGUAAUUGUCCCCUGCCCUGAUUCACCGGUACGCACUCCACUGUUCCCAGUUAAAAAGAUCAGAGACAAAGGUCAACCUACUGAGUGGCGGUUUGUGCAGGAUUUGAAGGCUGUGAAUGAUGCUGUAAUUUUUCGAUCGCCUAUUGUUCCCAACCCAUACACGCUGCUUUCCCAAAUUCCGCCUAAUGCAGUGUGGUUUUCGGUUGUAGAUUUAUCCAAUGCUUUUUUUAGUGUUCCUGUCCACAAGGACAGCCAGUACUGGUUUGCUUUUAAUUUUGAAAACAAGGCCUACACGUUCACACGCUUAUGUCAGGGCUACUGUGAGUCUCCGUCAUUGUACAAUCAGUCUCUCAGGAACAGUCUUGAACCCCUCAUCCUCACUCCGGGUUCAGCUCUCUUGCAGUAUGUUGAUGAUCUACUAAUUGCCAGUCCCACACAGGAGCAAUGUGAAACAAAUACGAUCGCUUUGCUGAGGCAUCUGGCUCGUGAGGGCCAUAAAGUCAGCCUCAGCAAACUACAGUUUGUACAACAAACUGUCACGUUUCUGGGUCAUGUCGUUACCAAAGAUGGCAAAUCCCUGUCUGAUAAGAGAGUAGAAGCUAUUGUUAACAUGCCAAAACCCUUGACGAAGAAACAACUCAUGUCAUUCAUCGGCACAUGCUCUUUCUGUAGAACGUUCAUUCCUGACUUUGCUCUUCUUGAAGCCCCCUUAGGUGCUCUGUACCACGGCAAAUCACUCACUCCUCACGAACGUGUCGUUUGGACUCCAGAGGCAGACGAGGCAUUUGUCACACUGAAGAAGACGCUGCAGCAAUCUCCCACUCUUGCUCUCCCUAACCCUGACAAAGCUUUUGUUCAGGCUGUGGAUGAGAGAGACCGCUGCAUGACUUCCGUCCUCCUUCAGUCUCAUGGUGACAAGUUUCGCCCUUUCGCCUACUUCUCCGCCAAACUUGAUCCGGUGGCAGCUGGCCUUCCACGUUGUUUGCGUGCAGUGGCCGCAUGUGAAAAAGCCGUCCUUGCCUCACGAGACAUAGUAGGUUACUCUGACUUGACACUCCUUGUUCCUCAUGCUGUGUCUCUCAUUCUUACAGAACAGAAGACCUCACAUCUCUCUGCUGCUCGCUGGUUGCGGUAUCACACUGUUCUUCUUGACAUGCCCAACAUCACAGUGAAACGCUGUUCAACUUUGAACCCAGCCACGCUUCUUCCGCUUCCGGAUGACGGGGAAGAACACAACUGUGUGGCUGAACUUCAAGUCCAGUGUUCCCCACGACCUGACCUCUUUGACGAACCUCUUUCUAACUCUGGCUUGAUUCUGUAUGUCGAUGGGUCUGCCUCACGUGACCCUGUCUCUGAAAUCAGGAGACAGGUGACCUCCUCCCUUCCUCAUCCAGCUACUGAACCGCUUCAUAACCUCCAGCCAGGCGACUUCGUGGUGGUCAAGGACUUCCGGAGAAAGAAUUGGCGCUCACGCAGGUGGCAAGGGCCUUACCAGAUACUGCUCACAACCUACACAGCCGUGAAAGUUGCUGAAAGAGCCACCUGGAUCCACGCCAGCCAUUGCAAACGAGUACCAUCUCCAUCGGACCAGCUGACGCCUUCAACUGAAAGCACACACACUGAUACUCCCAAUGAUUGAGAAGCACCGAGAGUGGUGUAUGAUUAACUACACAAGCGUUCGUGGCCUCAUCACCCGUACAGUUAAUGCAAGUCUUACUAAGACUAUGUUGUCAUAUCAGCCCAUACCCUCCUCUGUCACGGAUGUUCCUGACUUAUUCCCCAUCCCUACUUACCUGGACACUGACAACACAGAUUAUUCUGAUGAUGAUACUCAAAUUUAGUUGAAUUUUACUCUUUUAGUUUUCAUUUUCUCCCUCCAGCUUGCUUAUGUGUUUCUUAGUGAUUUCACUAGACAAAAACAGCUACUGCAUAAUCUUUUCAACUUCAUAUUUUAUGAUGCCUUAAUUUAAAUCUCUGAAUUUUUAAGGUGGAUGUGUUACUUUAUGAAGUUUGUACAUACUUAGUUAUAUAUACAUACCACUUCUUUCUGUCCUGGGUGAGGAAUCCCUCACAUGUGGCUCUCUCUAAGGUUUCUACUUAUUUUUUACUCUGUGAAAAGGGUUUUUGGAGUAGUUUUCUUCCUUACGCUUUAUGAGGGUUAAGGGCAGAAGGUGUCACACCAUGUUAAAGGCCUAUGGGACACAUUGUGAUUGGUGAAUAUGGGCUAUACAAAUGAUAUUUGAUUGAUUAAUCAAUUUUCAACCUGGCUUGAAUUUUAAAGGUUUUACUGGAUAUAUUUUCAACCUUAGAUAUACUAUAUGUUGAUGUUUCACGUUUUAUUACAUUUUAAUAUCAGUUUCUUUUGCCAAUCAAUACAGUAUGUUACAUUUUGAUAAUGCUUAAUGUGAUGAUGAUUUUAGUUUGACCUGAUUUUCUUCCAUUUUCAUUUGAAAUGCUUGCUCAAUUACAGGAAAAUUACUUUUUUUUUCUUUCCACAAAAACAGCAGCGGCUACCUAUUGUGGCCUCAUCGCCAGUGACUCUGUAUAUAGGAUUGCAGACUCUACGAUUUUCUUCUAUGAUUUGAUGUUUGUUACUGAUGUUGAUUAUGAUGUUUCUUGAUUAUUUUUCGUUAGUGAUCAUAUUUUUAUUGAUGAUCAAAUGGGGGAGUGUAAUGGAAAAUAUCACUGACCAGUGUCUAAGGUAUUGGAAAUCCCCUUACUAAGUGUCUCACUGCUGUGAUACUGUCUACCAGACAGGAUGGAACCCUUAUUUGGUGAUGUUUUUCUUUAAUUGGUACCAGGGACGGUAGGGACACAGCAGAUAAGAUAGAGGAUGAUCUCAUGUCUUUCAUGUCUUCUUUUUUUUCAUAUCAUGUCUUAUGAAACGCCUCUUUGUAUAAGUUCUGGCUUCUGUGAACUUGCAGCCAGUUGUUCCAUUUUGA